AUGAUCGCUGCAAUUAUUUCAUCUUUUGUUAUUGUCAUAUUCAUUGUUGGCUUGGCUAUUUCUCAUUAUCUUAGACAACAUAAAAAACAAACAAAUGAUUCAUCAUACAGUAUUACAAGAUAUUGGCGUCAUCAAUUGGCAUCAACAUCAUGUGAUAAUUUAAGUCCAUCAUCAAUUACAAAUGAAAAACAAUCACAUUCAAUUGUAAAUGAAACAACAAGUAUAAUUAAAAAUUCAUUUUCAUGGCCUGAAGCAAGUAUGUUACAUCGACAAGAUCAAGAACAAACAAAACGUUCAUCAACAGUAUCUUCAUCAGCAUUAUCAGAUUCAUUAACAAUGGAACAUAUUAUUGAACCAGCUUCAUUAAUAUUUAGUCUUCGAUGGGAUGAAAUAACCAAAUCAUUAUUUGUUCGUAUUGUUAGUGCUCGAGAUUUGUUUAUUUAUAGGCAUCAUCGACAACCUUUAGUAAUUGAUUCUUAUGUACGCGUUGAACUUAUUUCCACAUCAAUGGAGAACACCACUCCAAAAACAUUUCCAUCAAUGCGUACACAUAUUAUUAAAAAGAAUGCACAUCCUAUUUAUGAUGAAUUAUUUGAAUUUACAAAUAUCGAACAAAUAAAUAAUGAUAAUUAUUCACUUGUUUUUACUAUAUCAACAUAUGAUACAUUUACAAGAGAUGAAAUUGUUGGUGAAAUUAUUUUUCCAAUUGAAUUAAAUACAUUAGAAUCAACUGAAAUAACAUUUACAAAAAUUUUAACAACUCGUCAUAAACAAUUAAGCAAUCAACAACUUGGUCAAAUGCUUAUUUCAUUAUGUUAUCAACCAGCUGACAGUGCUGUAACAAUAAUUGUAUUAAAAGCAGCAAAUUUACCUCGAAUAGGAACAACAAGAUUAAUUAAUCCUUAUUUUAAAAUUUAUAUGUUUUAUAAAAAUCAACGAAUUUUUAAAAAACGAAGUACAAUUAAACGAACAACACAAACUCCAAUUUAUAAUGAAUGUUUUACAUUUAAUAUACCAAAUAAUGAUAUAGAAAAUAUUUAUUUUGAUAUAAUACUUUUUGAUUAUGAUAAUCAUAUGAAACAUGAACCAAUUGGUAUAUGUUCAAUUGGAAAAGAUAUGAAUCAACACUGGAAUGAUGUUUGUCAUCGACAAAUAACUAAACAAAUAGCUCAUUGGUAUCAAUUGAAAUCAUUCAAUGAAUCAAUUCAUUGA
Rotaria sordida is the source of this 1212-nucleotide messenger RNA. The record is from the annotation of a GenBank genome assembly. Lineage: Eukaryota; Metazoa; Rotifera; Eurotatoria; Philodinida; Philodinidae.